CGAACAUGAAGGUCGAACUGAAAAACACAUCAUAAUGCUCAAAGCAACUUUGAUUCACAUUGAGCAAGCAGCAUAAACAAUUACGAAAAAUGUUUGUCUCAGAUCCAAACCAUGUUAGUCAAUUUUGCUAUAUACAUAUAUAGAUACAUGCAUACAUUAAAAUUUAAAACCAUCCCCCCAUUUUCGCUGGUCCAGAAAUAAAACUAGCAUACCACAAAGAGAGAAAUAGAGAAACAACAAACUCUAAUCUCCAAUCUCCAAUCUCCAAGCAAGCUUAAAUCAAUAGAAAAGAUGGGUUGUGUAGUGAAAGUCUUAGACGCAGUACUCUUACUAUUUUUCCUUAUAAUGUCAAUCGUUAUCCCAUUGUUUGAUGCUCAAUGUUGUUUACCUCAGGAAUUUUAUCCCAAAGCUUUGGUAGAUCUAAACUCGUGGUAUAGCAGAGAAUAUGGAGAUUAUUUAGUGGAUGAGAAGCCACAUUUCUUUGUGGGUCUUGUUUGGAUGGAGUUGCUCGUUCUUUGGCCUCUUUCUAUUGUCAAUCUUGUUGGUUUGAUUUCUGGCAAAUCUUGGUUUACAACUACCUGCUUGAUCUAUGGAAGCUCCGUCACCACCUCCAUGGCUGCAAUACUCUCAGAACUCGUAAAUUCAGGCAAAGCAUCAGACAAGUUGAAGAUGGUGUACUACCCAUUUUUGGGCUUAGCUAUGCUGGCGACUCUGCGUGGCAUGCUCCCAUCAUCAUUCAAGACUGCAGCUAUUGGCAAAAGUGCCAGGGUAGCUAGGAAAAAGAGGGCUUGAAGUUAUUGGCAUUGCAAAUACAGUUUUGUUUUUAAAACUGUGAUUUGAAUUAUAUUGCUCCUAUUCUUCUUGCUCAUGUGGCUACAAUAUUAGAAAUUCGAAUUUUCACAUAUUAGAACUUUUGCAUUUCCACAAUUUGGAUCGUGAGUAAUAAUUUUUCUCCA
Beta vulgaris subsp. vulgaris (sugar beet) is the source of this 956-nucleotide messenger RNA. RefSeq lists its product as uncharacterized. The transcript has 2 exons. Gene Ontology annotation, cellular component: endoplasmic reticulum. Lineage: Eukaryota; Viridiplantae; Streptophyta; Magnoliopsida; Caryophyllales; Amaranthaceae. The record is from RefSeq and is a predicted model, not a curated record. Bases 292 to 792 code for a protein of 166 amino acids.